This is a messenger RNA of Lagopus leucura (white-tailed ptarmigan), 1035 nucleotides long. It is a transcript of the gene CALCA, whose product is annotated as calcitonin related polypeptide alpha. Gene Ontology annotation, cellular component: extracellular region. Lineage: Eukaryota; Metazoa; Chordata; Aves; Galliformes; Phasianidae. The record is from RefSeq and is a predicted model, not a curated record. Gene Ontology annotation, molecular function: calcitonin receptor binding; hormone activity.
UCCUGGUCUGCCUCCUGAUCUACCCCAAAUUCUGCAGAGUCUUUGAUGACAGCAGCUGAAGAGAACUGCAGUCAGCAUUCAGUAUGUUCCUGUGUUGGGAUGUUCUGCUCCUGAUGUGGAGGUAUUAACUUGAGAGCACAUGGCCCAGAGGCUGAGGAUGGCCCCUGAUGCUGCUCAGAAGGCAGGUGAAGACAAAAUCAAGCACAGCAAAGGCAACUUUGAGAGCACAGAGAGGAGAGAGGAAAUCAUGGUUAUGCUGAAGAUUUCAUCUUUCCUUGCUGUUUAUGCCUUGGUUGUGUGCCAGAUGGACAGCUUCCAGGCAGCUCCAGUCAGACCUGGCUUGGAGUCCAUAACAGAUCGAGUGACGCUCAGUGAUUACGAAGCUCGGAGAUUAUUAAAUGCGCUGGUGAAAGAAUUCAUACAGAUGACAGCAGAGGAGCUGGAGCAAGCCUCUGAGGGGAACAGCCUGGAUAGACCUAUUUCCAAACGCUGUGCCAGUCUGAGUACUUGUGUGCUGGGCAAACUGUCUCAAGAGUUGCACAAAUUGCAAACUUACCCUCGUACUGACGUCGGGGCUGGAACUCCUGGCAAGAAAAGAAAUGUGCUGAAUGACCUGGAACAUGAACGCUAUGCAAACUAUGGGGAAACCCUAGGAAACAACUAGGCGUGCUUAUUUCUACCCUUUUUCCGUUCCCCCCCCAUCCCCCCCCCCCCCCUUUUUUUUUUUUUAAACCUGAUGCAUGUGGAUCUAACUUUGAUUGCUAACUCUGCUGUGUUCUUUUGAUUCUGUUUUUGACAGAGAAUGUUUGAGGUGGACCUAAUGUUAGCAAGACAGAACAUAACACACACAUCAAGCUAGGGGAAAAAUAAAUAAAAUUAGACAGCGCUGCCUCAAUUUCAAAUGAUUUUCUUAGGUAUUGAUUUUAAAAAACAAAUCUAGAAAAGGCUCUUCAUUUCUGGCUACUAAAUGUACAAGUAGACUCUUUUUUUCUGUGCCUGCCCACGCACUUGUUCAAUAAACCUAUUUUUCUAUAA